This is a messenger RNA of Portunus trituberculatus (swimming crab), 3543 nucleotides long. RefSeq names its product prefoldin subunit 2-like (gene Pfdn2). The transcript is spliced from 3 exons. Gene Ontology annotation, molecular function: protein folding chaperone. Gene Ontology annotation, cellular component: cytoplasm; prefoldin complex. Bases 34 to 483 code for a protein of 149 amino acids. Gene Ontology annotation, biological process: protein folding. The record is from RefSeq and is a predicted model, not a curated record. NCBI's taxonomy places the organism in Eukaryota, Metazoa, Arthropoda, Malacostraca, Decapoda, Portunidae.
CAGCCUAGUCCUUCCCUCACAACAUAAACAAUCAUGGCUGACAAGAAGGGCGCUCCUGCCUCUCAGAAAGCCCUCACCAAGGCGGAGGGCGAGGAAAUUGUCCAGAAGUUCCAGCAGCUGAGAAAUGAGCAGCGGUCACUGAUGGCCAAGAUAACAGAGCUGGAGCAGGACCUCAACGAGCACAAGAUCGUGAUCGAGACGCUGCAGGACGUGUCACCGGACCGCAAGUGUUUCCGCAUGGUGGGUGGAGUACUGGUGGAGCGGACUGUGACAGAGGUGCUGCCCGCCCUUAUCAAUAACAAGGAACAGCUGACAAAAGUGAUAGACAGUCUCAAUGUCAAACUGGUGAACAAAGGCAAGGAGGUGAAUGAGUACCGGGCAAAACACAACAUCAAGGUGCGAGGGCAGGACGACAUCAAGGAGUCCCAGCAGCCAGACACUAACACAGGCACCCAGGGAGUCCUAGUGUCCAAUAAGUCCUAGUCCUCCUUCACUACCUCAUGUCCUUUCUGCUUUUCUCUUGGUUUUCGUUCUUUCUCUCGUUCUUUGUUUUCAUUAGUGUGGUGUAUAGCCGCUGGGCCCCAGUGGUGAUGUGAUGUGGUGAGGCAGGGGUCUUUCGGUAAUGUUGGUGGUGUUUCUCAAGGCUUACACAAGGGUUAGUGUCUCUUUGUGUUUGCUGCAAAGAUUGGUUUUGUUUUGUGUUUUAAAAUUGUGAGUGAGUGAGUGAGGAAUGUGGUGAGGUCUGUGUGAGUGCUGCAGUUUGUGCUGUUUCUCUUUCUCUGUUUCAGUUUGUAAGUUUUUUAAUUUUUUUAUUAUUAUUAAAGAAAGAUUGUUUUGUUGGAUUGAGUUUUGUAUUUCCAUCUCAAGUUAUGAUGAUUUUUUCUUUUUCAUUUUUUUGAAGUAAAGAAAGGUUGUGAGAUUAUAAGUGUGGUGUUUCUAUCUCAACUUUUAGGAGUUUUUUGAAGUGGGAAGAAAUUAAAGAAAGCUUAUAUUGUUGGAAUUUAAUUAAUCUUUGUGUGUUUGUAUCUCAGGCCUCAGGAGGUUUUGAAGUCAAGGAGAGUUAGAGAAACUCUUGUGUUAGUAUCUUUGUGUUUCUGUCAUGUUUAAAAGAGUCUUAUAAGUAAUGAAAGUUCAAAAGACAGACUGUAUGGACUGUAACACUGUAACAUCUUAACCUAUUUACAUAUAGUGGUUGAAAUAAUGAAGAGUUUAUGAAGUGAUAAAAGUUCCUUGUAACUGGUAAAAUUCAUGUUCUUGUACUUAAGUUUGUUAGAAUGUCACAAGAUGAGGAUGUGGUUUGUCGUCACUUGAAACAUAAAAGCUGAUGGAGUUUGUGAAUUGGAAAGUAAGACAGUGAUUUUUAGUUGAUGGCAAAAUGAAAGCCACUACAAUUUAGGGAAAAUUAGGAAGACUGGUAUUUUUAGUGAGUUUCUUGAAAUGAGGAUGCGUUUUGUGUUAUGUUGUCACCUUGAAAUCUAAAAGCUGCUAGUAGAGUUUGUGAAUUGAGAAAAGUAAGACAGUGAUUGUUAGUUGUUGAAAUGAAACCCACAAAAAUGUAGGGAAAAGAAGGUGACCAUUUUUUUUUAGUGAGUUUCUUGAAAUAUAAAAACUGAUGGUAGAGUUUGUGAAUUGAGAAAGUAAGAUGAUGAUUGUUAGUUGUUGGUGAAGUGAAAACCACAACAAUAUAGGAUUUUUUUUACGAGUUUCUUGAAAUAAGGAGGUUUGUUGUACUGCCACCUUAAAAUAUACAAAUGCAGGAAGUGAAGAAAAACCGAUGACAGUGAAAUGAAAGGUACCAGAGUUCAUGAAAAAGAGGAGGAAAGCUUUUUUUGUUGCUGGUGAGUUUGUUGUGGUGCCAUUUUGAUUUAUAGAAUGGUGAGGAAGUGGAAGUGAGGAAAGAUGAUGAUGGUGAUGGUGGUUGAGUUUAAUGAAGUGAACAGUGAUGAGAGAAAGCAUUUAUUUGAAGUUUGUUGUGUCAUCUUGAGAUAUAGAAUGGUGAGGAAGGAUGAUGGUGAUGGUGGUUGAGUUUAAUGAAGUGAACAGUGAUGAGAGAAAGGAUUUAUUUAAAGUUUGUUGUGUCAUCUUGAGGUAUAGAAUGGUGAGGAAGGAUGAUGGUUGAGUGUAGUGACGUGAACAGUGAUGAAGGAAGGCGUUGUCACCACUGCCAUGCCUUGGUGCUCCCCACAGGCACACACAGGGCCAUGAGAUGUGUCAAGGUGCCAUCUUGUCCUCACUAACCACACCCAAUGACAAUCUGAAGUCUAAUGAUCAUUACACCGCACCUUUGUUUUUUUCCUUCAUUUUCUAUUGGCACCUAAGCUUGGGCAACGUGGUGGCAACCAUGUUAGGGCUACAAGUUGUCUUUCCUUAACCAAUCAGUGACUUUCAUGAGUACACUUAAGUUUGUAUCGCUUCCUGUGGGGUGAUUCAGUAACUUUAACUUGUAACACCACUUGUGAUAUCUCUGAACCUCAUUUUAUUUGUAUGUGCUGUGGCUUGUAUUAAAUGUCACCCUCCUUGCUCUCUCCCUCCCCCCUCUCUCAUUUCCUCCCUCCCAGGAUCCCCUAGUGAAACGUUCUAUGCUUCAUCUUUUUGUAAAUCGCUGUGAACAUUGUACUAAGGCUUUGUACCUCUGUAUAUACUUGACGGGGUGUUGUGAGUCGCGCCACUGUAGCUCUGCGCCGCACGGGAUGUAUCUGGAGUGUAACGAGAGUCUGCUGCGCCUCACUUGUGCCUGAUGGUGUGCUGGAGUGAGCUGGGAGUUGCUAGAAUUUUUGUGCUGAAAGUUUUAACACAUAGAAAGACUUAAAGGAACAGUAUAUAAAUUUUGGUAAGUGAGAGAAGAGAGACAAACAACAGGAGAAAAUAAACUAUGAAUGGGUUAUAUAUUUUAGUUAAUAAGAGGAAAGAAAUAUAGAACAGUACAUAAAUCUGGGUUAAUAAUAGAAAGGAAAAAAAUAUGUAUAUGUAAAUUUUGCUUAUUAAAGAAAACUGCACAAAUUUAGGUUAAAAAAACAAUCUACAAAUUUAAGUUACCAAAAGAAUAGGAAGAAAAUACCCUACAAGAUAAAAGAAAAAGACCGAGAGAAGGAACACACGAGGGAGUGCUGGCAUAAAGGCUACACCCACCAACAACUACUAAGUAGUGAAGUGCAGGGAAGUCUCACCACUCAACUUGCCCCCAUCCUCCCCCACACACACACACUAUGAGUCAGGAAGGCAGAGUGUGUCAGUGUGUGGGUGUGGAUCAGGAAGGCAGCUACACCGAUGCUCGCCAGCCAUGUCUCCACCCCAGCACACCUCAGCUUGGCCAGGUGUGGGCAGCGGGGCGGUCUGUAGUUCCUCAAUGUUGAAUGGUGCACACACUCACAGCAAUGAUGGCUGGCCUGUGCUGCGGCUCCCGGGCAGGGCUGCUUCCCAGCCCUUGGUUUGCACGCGAAGCGCUCGCCGGCUGCCGUGGGAGGAGCUGAAGAAGGCAUUAUGUCUCAUUUGCAUGAUUCAAGUGAUAUUAAUAAAAUUUGCUUUGAUUUUGAAGCUCAUCAA